Balearica regulorum gibbericeps (East African grey crowned-crane) is the source of this 1875-nucleotide messenger RNA. RefSeq names its product golgi associated, gamma adaptin ear containing, ARF binding protein 2 (gene GGA2). The record is from RefSeq and is a predicted model, not a curated record. Lineage: Eukaryota; Metazoa; Chordata; Aves; Gruiformes; Gruidae. Gene Ontology annotation, molecular function: phosphatidylinositol binding; ubiquitin binding; small GTPase binding. Gene Ontology annotation, biological process: protein localization to cell surface; Golgi to plasma membrane transport; intracellular protein transport. Gene Ontology annotation, cellular component: trans-Golgi network.
AUGGCUGGCGCCGGGGAGCUGGAGCAGUGGCUCAAUAAAGCCACUGACCCAAGUAUCCCAGAGGAAAACUGGGAAUGCAUCCAGCGGUUCUGUGACCAGGUGAACACCGACAUAGAAGGCCCAUCACUUGCACCGAGGCUGCUGGCACAUAAAAUACAGUCACCUCAGGAGAUGGAAGCUCUCCAUGCUCUCACAGUGCUAGAGACCUGUGUGAAUAACUGCGGUGAAAGAUUUCACAAUGAAAUAGCAAAAUUCAGGUUUCUGAAUGAGCUGAUUAAAGUGCUUUCCCCAAAGUACUAUGGAACCUGGUCUUCAGAAAAAGUCAAGUCAAGAGUCACAGAAGUAAUAUUCAGUUGGACAGUCUGGUUUCCUCAGGAAGUUAAAAUCCGGGAUGCUUAUCAGAUGCUGAAGAAACAAGGGAUUGUAAAAGAAGACCCCAAAUUGCCAGAAGACAAAAUUUUACCUCCCCCUUCUCCAAGACCUCAAAAUUCUAUUUUUGACACAGAUGAAGAGAAAUCCAAGCUCUUAGCAAGGCUUUUAAAGAGCAACCGCCCUGAAGACCUGCAGGCUGCCAACCGUCUGAUCAAGAGCAUGAUUAAAGAGGAACAAGAAAAAUCAGCUAAAGUGUCCAGAAGAGUGAAUGCCAUCAGUGAGGUUUCUGAGAAUGUUAAACGUAUGGACGAAUUACUGGAAAACUACAAGAGACAAGAAUUAUCCAAAUGUGACCAGGAGACCCUACAGACUCUGUUUCAACGCUGUGAGAAGCUCAGGCCACUGCUCUUUCGCCUUGCCAGUGAGACAGUUGACGACGAUGAGGCUCUAGCUGAGAUACUGCAGGCCAAUGACAGGCUCACACAGGCGCUCAGACAGUACAGGCAGGUUGUAGCCAGCCAUGAAAACGGUGGUGGAGGAGGUUCAGUCACCAGCUCUGCGGAUGCACCAGAAUGCCGGCCAACUCCAAGACGCAUGAAGAGCUAUACGUUGAUUGACUUCUCUGAACUGGAGGCGACAUGCCAGUCUCCUACAGACCAACUUGCAAAUGUAACCACCACCUCCCGCCAUGGCAGCACAACCUCUACCUGUCUGCUCGACGAGGAGUUAAAGUCAUUAGGUCUCAGCAGCUCUCCUGCGGUACAGAAACCACCACCCAAUUUUGGCUUAGCAGAGACUGCUGUGCACAAUGGAUAUGGUGAAAUUGUAAGUGCUGUUCAAACACUGGGACUGCAGGAGGAAGACAGCUGCUCAGAGAAGAAUGAAUUUCAGGGCCUGGUUGAUCAGCGCUCUCCACCAUCCAGGACCAAGACAUUAUCCUUGGAGUUGUCACCAAUGAAAUUGCCCUUUCCAGAUCUUCCAAAUAGCUCAAUGGCAGAUACUUCAUUCUCCAGCCUAGGCUACGAGCUGAAGCCUGCUGCCUCUUUGCAUCCAGCUUCCCAUGAUGCUUCUCUAGAAAACCUUUUUGUCCCUUUAAUUUCAAUUACACCGAGCAGUAUCUGUCCUCUUACUGUGUACGACAGGAAUGGCUUCAAGGCUAUGCUCCACUUCUCCAGAGGCCCGGUUCCUGGCCGACCAGAUGUGCUGGUGAUGGUUCUUUCCAUGCUGAGCACAUCAGCUCAACCAAUUAAGGACAUAGCGUUCCAGGCUGUAGUCCCAAAGACCAUGAAAAUAAAGUUACAGCCAGCAUCCAGUUCUGAGCUGCCUGCCUUCAGCCCUUUUCUCCCCCCCGCAGUGGUAUCCCAGGUCCUGCUGCUUGCCAAUCCGCACAAGGAUCCCAUCCGACUGCGAUACAAACUAGCGUUCACGCAAGGUCUGCAGCCCUUCAGUGAGGUGGGAGAGGUGACUGGCUUCCCAGAAGCAGAGCUCUGGGGCAGCAGCUGA